CGGAUGAGAUAGCGCGUCCUUCAGAACUGAGGCAUGCAUCAAGCAGUGAGAUCAUUCGUGUUAUAAAUAUCUCCUUGCCAGCGGAACUCCUCUCUACUCCAGCGAGCGAGCGCGGGCGGCCAAGGUAAUGCCCACCAGAGCUGCAAGUGUAUGCGUGCGCGCACGGUUCCUCGUGCAAACGACUCGAGACCGACGCCAAAAUGCUGGAAGUGGCCUCCUAGCGCGCAAAAAGUGUUCCGUCGCGGAAGAAUGAAUGUUCCUCUCUACGUUGUCCUCUUCGCUCAGCUGAUUCGCACCGCUGCUGUCACUGGAUCUAACCGAGUUUCCCCGGAGCAGCAACUGCUGGAGGCUAACAUAUCAGGACGCAGGACGGGGAGACUGUACUGUAGGGUCGGCAUCGGUUUCCACCUUCAGAUUCAUCCCGAUGGCAGAGUAAACGGGAGCCACGAGCCCAAUCAGUUGAGUGUACUGGAGAUCUUUGCAAUCUCUCAAGGUGUGGUUGGCGUCCGAGGCGUUUUCAGCAACCGAUUUCUGGCCAUGAACAAGCGGGGACGUCUACAUGCCACUGAGACAUUCACCGAUGACUGCAAAUUCCGGGAGCGUUUCCAGGAGAACAGCUACAACACGUACGCGUCGGUGGUCCACGGAGGGCGGCGCUCGGGGCGGCUGUGGUACGUGGCGCUCAACAAACGCGGCAAGGCCAAGAUGGGCUCCAGCCCGCGGGUCAAGGCGCAGCACGUGUCCACGCACUUCCUGCCGCGCUUCGCACUUCACGAGAGGGCCGAGCACGGCUUCACCAUCGCCGAGAGAGGCCAGGAGAAGAGCAAACCCCCACCGGCGCCUCCUCCACCACACCGGAGCCCCUCCAGAGCCCCUGCAGCAAAGACAUCCAUUAGCACGGGACCGAGGCCUAGUCAGCCUGUGAAGUACUGGCCCAAGUUCCGGUUCGGGUGAAAGCCGCGUCCUAAAGCAGGACUAAGGAUAGGGACAAAACAGAGAAGGGUUCUUCUUGGUGGACCUCUGGCACCGUGGAAAAGCCGGUUCCUUUUUUGGGAUGUUUCUGGACAAGUCAUGUUCAGAGCGUUCUGUUAAGCAUUCCGACUAUCAGUCAAGUGUCAACCAAUGAGCUGGAUGGUCCAGUCUUGGGAUGGUUGUGGAGGAGGAAUGGACAAACCUGAAACCAAAUACUGUGCUGUAUGAACAGGGUAUAUUCUUCCAAACAUGCCAUAUAACACACGACUGAGAACAGAGGACACUAUUUGCCUAUGUGUUUAUGGUAUUUUAUUUUACAUUUUUUACAAGCAUGGAUGUACUUCCUGGUGCAUAAAACACCAUCAUUCAUCCCACAGACUUAAUUCAAACUCUUUUAGAAGAGGUGUAUACCUCUUUAUUUAUAUUACCAAAA
Molecule: messenger RNA, 1405 nt
Organism: Alosa sapidissima (American shad)
Lineage: Eukaryota; Metazoa; Chordata; Actinopteri; Clupeiformes; Clupeidae
Gene: fgf5
Product: fibroblast growth factor 5
Exons: 3
Coding region: 151-954 (267 amino acids)
Biological process (GO): fibroblast growth factor receptor signaling pathway; positive regulation of cell population proliferation; positive regulation of gene expression
Cellular component (GO): cytoplasm
Molecular function (GO): growth factor activity; fibroblast growth factor receptor binding
Source: RefSeq, a predicted model, not a curated record